Messenger RNA from Lentinula edodes (shiitake mushroom), 2473 nucleotides. RefSeq lists its product as uncharacterized. The record is from RefSeq and is a predicted model, not a curated record. The coding region runs from base 260 to 2473 and encodes 737 amino acids. The transcript is spliced from 3 exons. Lineage: Eukaryota; Fungi; Basidiomycota; Agaricomycetes; Agaricales; Omphalotaceae.
CGACUUAUUUUGAAGUUUGAACGUUGAAUGUUCGCAAUUAUGCUCACAGUGCUAUAAAAACAUCUUGUUCAUUCCUUACCUCCCUGUUGGCCUCGUUCCCAAUGCAAGUUUGCGCUAGCGUCACGACGAGUGGAGCGGAAGAAGAACUCGUGGUUGCUGUCCAAGCCAAAAACACGCAUGAAAUUUCGUAUUCGAGUUGUUGAUAUAUAGGGGCAUUCGAGUGUACACCCCCAAUCCACAUUACUAUCUUUCAAUUACGAUGUUCCCAACAUCCGCGCCACCAGGCCUUGACGUGUCCUCCAAUUCUAUUCUCGGCUGUCAGAUUACUCUUUCUCCCGACCGCAUGGUUCUUGGUCAUCGACGGAAUCCAUCGACAGGAAGCCUGUACAGCGACGACAGCGACGACACUAUCGAUAUAAGCGACCUUGACGACGACGUCGGCGUCGGCCUUAUUGGAUUCCCACUACAGCGUAUGGCUCAGUAUAGUACAUUGCCGUCUGGAAACAGUCGGAGAGAGGACGAAGAAAAUGAAAGUGAAUAUGAAGACGAUGACGAGCUCACUGCGUUGUACAAUGCUUGUAUGGCUGCUCGGCUAGAGACCAAUCAGAACGCUGACGAUGGCAGGAGCGACUCGAGUGGUACUUCUAGUAUCGGCUGGGACGAUGUGGAUUUCGAACAACUCGUAGAUUCUCUUUCCGAACGGUAUACACGCGACGUUGGAGAAGUUUACGUCCAAUUACACCCCUCGUCGUACCCUGCUCUCUCUGCGCCCAUUACACUGCAUACACUAAGACUUUCUGCGAAUCCGAAUCCGUUAGAAACCUCUCCCUUUGAGGAUAGAGACGACAGUUUAAUCCUUUUACUCCUUCUCGCUCUCAACACUCCGGAACUCCGCUCAGACCCGUGGAAUCCCGUUCCCAGGAUCCUGAGAGCCGUUGAACGAGUUUGUGGAGAUGUAUCUUCUAAAGAAGGCGCUGGAUCUACAGUGUAUCUGUUUCACCCGCCCCUAGUCUCUCUUACGCAGCAGUCUCAGCUCAACUUAGACAAACAAGAAAACGGUACUUUGGCGCAAUGGUUAGACUUUUUCAGGCAGGUACUUGAAGGUCUAGCUUUCUUGCACGAAAACGGAGUUGUGUGGGGUGGGUUUGAUGCGAUUGAACCGCGUCCGUGCUCCACCGCAGCUCCUUCCCGUCCACCAGGUCUGGACUCGGGCGGAGUAAAUGAGCCUGAGAUGUUCAUGAUGGAUAUCUCUUCUGACCCUGGAGUGUUCACUUCUAGCCCUGGUACAGAAUGGAAUUUCGACCGCUCCCGAUAUCCAGUCAAAUAUUAUUUUACCAACUUUCGUAGAGCACGUCAAAUCUCUCCUCCUGUGAUUUCCACUCCCGCCCCGUCUCCUUCUUCCCCAUUUACCAAAGACGUUCAAUCUUGCGGAAAAUGGCUCGAGGCAGUAGUAAAUGACAUACAUCCAGUUUACGAAUCCCUCCUCCCCCUCACCCAAGCGAUGGUAAGUGGGACGUUCACUGCAGACGGCGCCCGGAAACUUUUCGAGGCUCGGGCGAGGAGCUUGAGCUUGAGUAGAGACAAGUCCCUGUGGGACGAUGAAGUUCCCAGUGUACGAUGGAAACCUAUGGUACAGCCUGGGAAGGAGUUUGGAGAAAAGUCAUACGUUAAACGGUCAAAGACAAUACAUGUCGCUCAGUCUCGUCCGGGUAUGGGGGUUUCACAUACACGGAUAACCGAAGCCAGUAGCACAACUAAACCUACUACACUUUCUACGAUGGAUCCACCGCCUCCUGCACAUAUUUCCCGUUCGAAAUCGAACCCAAUCCCAAUUCCGCAAGAAAAUUCUCGGAAAGAUGUUUUCGGUGACCUUAGUUUCGUCAAGAGUGUUGAACCUGGUGUUACAACUCCUGUCUCUCUUCUUAAUACAUUCUUUCCGGACGAGCCGGUCGCUCUGCGUUCCGCGAAGUCGAAGGAAUCGGAUUCAGAUAUUGGUUCGACCACGACGACAACGAAACUCAAUUCACCAGCGCCUUCGCGCCCUCUCAGUUUUCUCAACCCCAACCCUCAUACUCAUGCAAAAGUCCCACCUUCCCCUGUGUUCACCAUUCCCUCGCUGGUCACCUUCCCCUCCUGGUCCCCGUUACCAUCCUUGCCAGAGCUUUCAUCACAACAACAACCUGACCAGCAUUAUCAGCAUCAUCAACACCAACCACCAACCUCACUUCUUAGACGAAAAACUCUUGCAUUAGGGACAGGAUUAUUUUCUCGCAAGGCAUUGCAGUAUGCACCGUCACUAGGAGGUCCAGGAUCUUCGAGUUCGGUUGCAGCGGUUGUAGAUGAGGAAAGCGAUGUUGGGUUAUCUAGUAUGAGCACUUUGACACCUACCCUCCCUACACCGUUGAUGAAGAUUGGACGUUCGAUCUCAAUGCCUGUAUCUGGGUCUGGGACAUGGACGAACUCGCAAUCGUAG